Molecule: messenger RNA, 1893 nt
Organism: Nakaseomyces glabratus
Lineage: Eukaryota; Fungi; Ascomycota; Saccharomycetes; Saccharomycetales; Saccharomycetaceae
Gene: TPO2
Product: spermine transporter
Biological process (GO): transmembrane transport; spermine transport
Cellular component (GO): plasma membrane; fungal-type vacuole membrane
Molecular function (GO): spermine transmembrane transporter activity
Source: RefSeq, a predicted model, not a curated record
AUGGUGGAUCAAGAAUCAUUGGUUUCGUUUUCUUCAGAGACUUCGCAGUCCAUCAACAGUGAUAUCGACAUCGAGUCGCAGCAACAGCCAAGACAAUAUAUUCCUAGCAAUGAAAAAGAUGGUAACAAAGAAAGACUACAUCUAACACGUACCGAAACGGUAAAAUCAUUGCAAGAAAUGGGUAUGACUCAGGAUGCUCCAAUCCCUGAUGUUAACGCCCCUCAAACUACCACCAAAAACGCUAUCUUCCCAGAAGAGUACACAAUGGAGACACCAACAGGUUUGGUUCCCGUGGCUACUUUGCAAUCGCUGGGUAGAACAUCUACAGCUAUCUCUAAAUCUAGGACAAGACAGAUCGAGAGGUCUGUCUCUCGUCGUAGUCAGAAUAUCGCAGCUUCAAGCAACUCGUCAAACAAGGAAGAACUUGAAGAUGAGGAAGAAGUCUCUAGCGAUAUGUCAAAUCAACAACCUGAACUUGACCCAGAGAUUGAGUUUGUUACAUUUGUGACCGGUGAUCCAACAAACCCUCAUAACUGGCCACUGUGGAUCCGUUGGGCUUACACAGUCAUCUUAUCCUGCCUGGUCAUCUGUGUUGCUUACGGUUCUGCUUGUAUCACAGGUGGUCUAUUUACUGUUCAAGAGCAAUACCACGUUGGUUUAGAAGCUGCUAUUCUAUCUUGUUCCUUAAUGGUUAUCGGUUUCUCCUUGGGUCCAUUGAUCUGGUCGCCAGUCAGUGAUCUUUACGGUAGACGUUUGGCUUACUUCAUCUCUAUGGGUCUAUACACUAUCUUUAACAUUCCAUGCGCUUUAUCGCCUAAUUUGGGUGGUCUAUUGGUUUGUAGAUUUUUAUGUGGUGUGUUCUCUUCCUCAGGUUUGUGUCUAGUUGGUGGUUCCAUUGCCGAUAUGUUCCCAAGUGAAACGAGAGGUAGAGCUAUUGCUUUCUUCGCUUUCGCUCCAUACACAGGCCCUAUCAUCGGUCCACUUGUUAACGGAUUUGUUUCAGUUUGUACCAGAAGAAUGGAUUUGAUUUUUUGGAUCAACAUGGCCUUCGCUGGUGUUAUGUGGAUCAUUGUCGCAUUCAUUCCUGAAACAUACGCUCCUGUUAUCUUGAAAUGGCGUGCAGCUAAAUUAAGAAAGGAAACUGGUAAUCCAAAGAUUAUGACAGAACAAGAAGCACAAGGUGUUUCCGUCAAUGAAAUGAUGAAAGCUUGUUUGAUCAGACCACUAUAUUUUGCAGUCACUGAGCCUGUUCUAGACUUAACUUGUUUCUACGUCUGUCUAAUUUACUCUCUACUGUAUGCUUUCUUCUUUGCAUUCCCAGUGGUCUUCGGUGAACUUUAUGGUUACAAAGAUAAUUUAAUCGGUUUAAUGUUUAUCCCAAUUCUAAUCGGUGCUACCAUGGCAUUAGCAACUACAUUCUAUUGUGAAAACGAGUACCUGAAAUUGGUGAAAAAGAGAAAGCCUACGCCAGAAGAUCGUUUGUUCGGUGCCAUGAUUGGUGCACCUUUCGCUGCUGCUGCAUUGUGGAUCCUUGGUGCUACUUCUUAUAAGCAUAUUAUAUGGGUUGGUCCUGCUUCUUCUGGUCUAGCUUUUGGUUAUGGUAUGGUGUUGAUUUACUAUUCCUUGAACAACUACAUUAUUGAUUGUUAUGUUCAAUAUGCCUCAAGUGCUUUGGCUACUAAGGUUUUCUUAAGAUCCGCCGGUGGUGCUGCUUUCCCAUUAUUUACUAAUCAGAUGUACCAUAAAUUGGGUCUUCAAUGGGCAAGUUGGUUGUUGGCUUUUAUUUCAACUGCUAUGAUUUUGCUACCAUUCGGUUUCUAUUAUUACGGUAAGACGUUGAGACACAAACUUUCAAAGAAAGACUACUCUAUCGAUACCAUUGAAGGAUACUAA